This is a messenger RNA of Hippocampus zosterae (dwarf seahorse), 812 nucleotides long. It is a transcript of the gene prxl2b, whose product is annotated as peroxiredoxin like 2B. Bases 71 to 676 code for a protein of 201 amino acids. The record is from RefSeq and is a predicted model, not a curated record. NCBI's taxonomy places the organism in Eukaryota, Metazoa, Chordata, Actinopteri, Syngnathiformes, Syngnathidae. The transcript is spliced from 8 exons.
GAUAUACAGUAUUUAUUUUCCCUGACACAACCCCACUGCUUUUAUCUGUUUUCUUUAUUUUUUGUAAAACAUGGCUAACAUCGAUCUUGUUCGCGUCGGGAAGAACUUGUUGAAGAGCACGGACACUGGAGAGAGUGUGGAGCUACAGUCGCUGUGGCAGGACGGGCCGGCGGUCUUGUUCUUCCUGCGACGCUUCGGCUGCCAAGUGUGCCGCUGGACGGCGGCCGAGAUCAGCAAGCUGGAGCCUGACCUGAGCGCCAACGGCGUGGCGCUCGUGGGCAUCGGGCCUGAGGAGUUGGGCCUCGAGGAGUUCAAAAAGUUGGGGUUCUUUAAAGGAUCAAUCUAUGUUGAUGAGCAAAAGAAUUGCUACAAGGAUUUGGGCUUCAAAAGGUAUACAGUUUUGAGCGUGGGUCCUGCUGCGCUGGGGAAGAAAGUACGAGAAGUAGCUUCAAAGGCCAGCGCUGACGGCAUCCAGGGCAACUUUUCAGGUGACCUGCUCCAGAGUGGAGGCAUGCUCAUCGUAGCCAAAGGGGGGGAAAAGACCUUGCUCCACUUCAUCCAAGACUCCCCAGGAGACUAUGUACCUUUGGAGGACAUUGCAACAGCGUUGUCCAUUUCAUCCAAUGCGACAGAAGGCAAGAGGCCAGUGUGCAAUGACGACGUUUGCACCCGUUGAGGACGUCACUCAUCAAGCGUGAGUCAAAUCUCAUCCAAUUAAGUGCAAAAUGAGACAUUCCACCGGACACAAAUUAUUGUCUCACCUUGUUUUGAAAAACAUGUGAAUAAAAUCAAGGCCAUAGCUUCAAAUCCCA